UGCCCGCCCUCUCCUUCCAUAUUCCUCCUUCCUUCCCUCUCUCUGUUUCAAGAAAUUUCCAAAAUGGCAAAGCGUGUAGAGAAGAAAAAAUCCCCAUUUUCAGCUGGCCAAAUGGAGGCCUUGACUGCUCUCUGCGACACCUUCUUACCCUCCAUACCUCUCGAUGAUAUUCACGAUGAUUCCGUCACUCAAUUCUUCCAAACAUCAGCCACCCUCUCUUCAACUCACCAAAAUGUGGCUGUGUUGAUGGGUGAGAAGAUCAAACACCCCAAGGUUUAUCUCUGCAAAAUUGCGCUGUGGUUGCUGUCAACAUGGAUUGGAACUUUUAUAUUGUGUGGGAGGAAAAGCUUAUCUCCUCAUUUCCCUUAUUUCAAGAGGUUUUCACUCCUUUCUUGUGAAAACAGAGAGAGCAUUGUGCUGUCAUGGUCUCAGAGCAACUUGUUUCUCUUGAGACUCCUCUACACUGCCUCCAAAAUCUUCAUCCUCCUCCUCUUCUUCUCUCAGGUGAAUGAGAAAGAGGAGAAUGUUUCUUGGAAAGCAAUAGGCUAUAGCCGGCCGGAUUUCGCAGCCACGGAGCACGAGAAAGGCAACGACGAGAGGGAGAGGUCGAAGCUUGAGCCGCCCUUAAGCCGGGGUGUCGUUGAUCUGGGCCGGUCCAAGGAGGCGGCGGUUCACACUCUGCGAAAAUCGGGCUUCGUAGUGUCAAGCAUGAGCCCAUCGCUCGUUAUCAGGUGCGACGUGGUGGUGGUUGGCUCGGGCGCAGGAGGGGGAGUCGUGGCCGGAGUUCUUGCGAAAGCGGGCUACAAGGUGCUUGUGCUAGAAAAAGGGAACUAUGUGCCGAGAAAUGAAUUCUCACUUCUUGAAGGGGAAGCCAUGGAUGAAAUGUACCUAAGCCAUGGGGUGUUGGCGACCGAGAACAUGGACGUUCUCAUCCUCGCUGGCUCGACCGUGGGCGGUGGCACGACGAUAAACUGGUCGGCCGCGAUCCGGACCCCACUGCAUGUUCGAAAAGAGUGGAGUGAGAACCAUGGGCUAGAGCUCUUUAGUAGCAAGGUUUAUGAGAGGGCAUUGGAUGUAGUGAGUGAGAGAAUAGGAGUUCAAUCAGAAUUUGAUGAGGAAGGGUUCAACAACAUGGUGUUGAGAAAAGGGUGCAACAACUUAGGCUACAACGUGGAGACCAUCCCCCGAAACUCGGCGCCCGACCACAACUGCGGCUCGUGCUGCCUCGGCUGCCGGGACGGCAAGAAGAAGGGCGUCAACGAGACGUGGCUCGUCGAUCUAAUCGAGUCGGGAAACGGCGCGGUCCUCCCGGGGUGCGAGGCCACGCGGGUCGUGAUCGGGAUCGGACGCGCAUCGGGGGUGGCGUUCAAGUUCGGGUCCGGGGAGACGGCCGUCGUUGAGGCCCGGGCAACGGUCGUCGCCUGCGGCGCGAUAUGCACGCCACCGCUGUUAAAGAGGAGCGGGUUGAGGAAUCCGAGCAUUGGGAGGAACCUCCACCUCCAUCCGGUAGUGAUGGGGUGGGGGUAUUUCCCGGAGGCGGCCUCAUGGCCGCCUUCGGCCAAGAGGAGCCACAAGGGGGCCAUCAUGACAGCAAUGACAAAAUUCGUUAUUGCUGAUUAUGAUGGCAUGGCAGGGCCGGGGCCAGGGUAUGAGGUGCUCAUACAGACCCCGGCCCUGCACCCGGGAAUGUUCUCUGCCCUCACGCCUUGGCGUUCAGGGGAGGACAUCAAGGCGAGGCUAGUGAAGUUUUCGCGAACGGUCCAUAUAUUCGCGCUAGCGAGGGACCGGGGGUCGGGAGAGGUGAAGUCUCCCGACCACAUAAGGUACGAGAUGGAGGGCGGGGACGAGGAGAAUCUGCGGCGGGGGCUGGGGAGGGUGCUGAGGAUACUGGUGGCGGCGGGGGCGGAGGAGGUGGGGACGCAGAACAGGAGGGGGAGGGUGCUGAGGGCGGCGGAGGCGGGAGGGGAGGAGGUGGAGAGGUUCGUGGAGGAGGAGAGCGGGAGGGCGCUGGGGAGGCUGGAGAGCCCGGUGUGCUCGGCGCAUCAGAUGGGGAGCUGCAGGAUGGGGGUGGACCCCAGGGUCUCGGCGGUGGGGCCCACGGGGAUGACGUGGGAGGUGGAGGCCCUCUACGUGGCGGACUCGAGCGUGUUCCCCACCGCCCUGGGGGUGAAUCCCAUGCUCACGGUGCAGGCCAUUGCUUACUGCACCGCGCAAUCGAUUCUUCAAGCUCUUGCAUGAACUAGAUUCUGUUUUUUUUCCUUUUCAAAUUUAUGAUUUUACGUAUUUGUUUAUUUCUGUAUUUAAAUUGUAUUUGAAUUUAAUUAAGGAUGUCGUUUUGUAUUUGAAUUUAAUUAAGGAUGUCGUUUUAUACUCGACUAAGCUAUUUUGGAAAUAGUAAAUAUUGGAGUACUACAAAAAGUUUGGUAUA
Messenger RNA from Salvia splendens (bonfire salvia), 2428 nucleotides. Its product is annotated as long-chain-alcohol oxidase FAO4A. The record is from RefSeq and is a predicted model, not a curated record. The transcript is spliced from 3 exons. NCBI's taxonomy places the organism in Eukaryota, Viridiplantae, Streptophyta, Magnoliopsida, Lamiales, Lamiaceae. Gene Ontology annotation, molecular function: flavin adenine dinucleotide binding; long-chain-alcohol oxidase activity. Bases 64 to 2238 code for a protein of 724 amino acids.